Molecule: messenger RNA, 665 nt
Organism: Closterium sp. NIES-67
Lineage: Eukaryota; Viridiplantae; Streptophyta; Zygnematophyceae; Desmidiales; Closteriaceae
Source: the annotation of a GenBank genome assembly
CUACGUGGGUAAAUUACCCGAGGAGCAGUUCUCGCUGGUAAUGGACCUGCUGUUCGACAAGGCCAAGGGCAUCGGGCUCAACCUGGCGCGCUACCACAUAGGCGGCACCUUCAACGCCUCCAACAGCCCGCAGUUCCUCACCGCCGCCUGGGAAACCCGCGCCCUCCCGGGCUUCCGCCCCCAGCCCAAUGGGCCUUACGACUGGACGGCGGACAGGCGGCAGAGACGGACAAUGCUCGCCGCCCGGACCGGAACGUGGAUGAGGUGGAAGCGGUGUCUUACUCGCCGCCCUGGUGGAUGACUGUCAGCGGGGACACCGCAGGGGCGGCUGAGAUGAAUCAGUGCAACUUAAAGCCCGAGUUCUUUCAAGCUUAUACUGAGUAUCAGGCGGCGGUGAUCGAGCAUUACCGCACGCAUUGGAACGUAACGUUCUCGACAAUGAACCCGGCGAAUGAGGCGCUCGAAGGGUGGUGGCUGCAGGGGCAUCGGCAGGAGGGCUGCAGUUUCAACCGCAAGAGCUGACCACCCUGAUCAACCACCUCUCCGCUACCCUCAAGAAACGGAAACUCCCGACAAAAGUCGCGGGCUUUGAUAGUUUUGUGGGCGCGACUCUCCGGUUCACGUACAAGUUCCCAGCUGCAUUGAAAGCGGGGCUGUUGAGGUUG